Molecule: messenger RNA, 1676 nt
Organism: Dipodomys ordii (Ord's kangaroo rat)
Lineage: Eukaryota; Metazoa; Chordata; Mammalia; Rodentia; Heteromyidae
Gene: Btnl9
Product: butyrophilin-like 9
Exons: 11
Coding region: 45-1676 (543 amino acids)
Biological process (GO): regulation of cytokine production; T cell receptor signaling pathway
Cellular component (GO): external side of plasma membrane
Molecular function (GO): signaling receptor binding
Source: RefSeq, a predicted model, not a curated record
CAGGACACACUUUGCUGCUACCUGAAAGGUGGCCCUCGUUGCUGAUGGCUAACAUCCCAGAAUCCCUGGAAUUCCUGAAGCAAGUUCUUCUACCCAGCAGAGUCUUCUUCCUCAUCCACCUCCUCCUCUUGCCGCAGCCUGGGCAGGUGAACUCAGAGGAGGUAAUGGUGAUAGGCCCGGGGGAACCCAUUCUGGCCCACGUCGGGGAGGAGGUGGAAUUCUCCUGCCACCUGUCCCCGUACCAAGACGCCAAGCACAUGGAGAUCCGCUGGUUCCGGAGCCAGGCCUCGGACGUGGUGCACCUGUAUCCCGAGCCGCAGGAGCUCUGGGCCCAGCAGAUGACCCAGUUCCAGAACCGGACCAGACUCGUCACCGAGGAGAUCGCAGAUGGCAGCGUGAACCUCUACCUGCGUGGCGUCCUUCCUUCCGACGAGGGCCCCUAUGGGUGUAGCUUCCUCUCUGACAGCUUCUCUGGGGAAGCUCUCUGGGAGCUGGAGGUAGCAGGACAUGGCUCAGACCCUCAUAUCUCCCUUGAGGGCUUCAAGGAAGGAGGCAUUCAGCUAAGAUGCAGCUCCAGUGGCUGGUACCCCAAGCCCACGGUUCAGUGGAGUGACCACCAGGGUCAGUGCCUGCCUCCGGAGUCAAAAAUCAUCAUCCAGGAUGCUCAGGGCCUGUUCAGUUUAGAAACGUCCGUGGUUGUCCGAAAGGGAGCCCAUAGCAAUGUGUCCUGCUCCAUCCAGAACCCUCUACUGAUGCAGAAGAAAGAGUUUGUGGUCCAGAUAGCAGAUGUGUUUUUACCUGGCACAUCGCCCUGGAAGAGGGCAUUCCUUGGGACGCUGGUGACACUGCUGCUCCUCGUGGCCCUCCUCACCCUGCUGGCAACGCGCUACUUCCGCAGGCAGCGUCAGUUCCAAGCCAAAGUAAAGAAGCAGGCAGACAAGGAACGAGGAAAGCUGACCGCACAGCUGGAGAAGCUUCAGACAGAGUUGGAAUGGAGAAGAGCUGAAGGCCAAGCUGAGUGGAGAACAGCUCGACAAUAUGCAGUGGACAUCACCUUGGAUCCAGCCACGGCGCACCCCAGCCUGGAGGUGUCUAAGGAUGGCAAGAGUGUGUCCUCCAGCCGCCAGGGGACCCCGAACCCCGGCGUAGCCUGUGAUCCAUCGCGGUUCUCGGAGCAGACGUGCGUGCUGAGCCACGAGCGCUUCCCCUCGGGCCGCCACUACUGGGAGGUGCACGUGGGCAGCCGGAGCCGCUGGUUCCUGGGCGCGUGUCUGGACUCGGUGGCGCGCUCGGGCCACGCGCGCCUGAGCCCCGCGCGUGGCUACUGGGUGAUGGGGCUGUGGAACGGCUGCGAGUACUUCGUCCUGGACCCGCACCGCGUGGCCCUCCCCGUGCGCGUGCCACCCCGGCGGGUGGGCAUCUUCCUGGACUGCGAGGCCGGAAAGCUGUCCUUCUUCAACGUGUCCGACGGCUCCCACCUCUUCACCUUCCACGACACCUUCUCCGGGGCGCUCUGCGCCUACUUCAGGCCCCGAGCCCACGAUGGGGGCGAGCAUCCGGACCCCCUGACCAUCGUGUCCUCCUGGCCAGCUGGAGGGACACGGGCUCCCCAAGAACAGGACAGUGACACCUGGGUGCAGCCCUGUGAGACUCCAGACGCCUCCCUGGGCCUGUGA